AUGAGCCCUUCACUUUGUCAAUAUGCUGCUCACACAACCUGUACUCCUUCUAUAAAAGCUCCCAAAAUUCUUGUUUUCAUCGCUUCACAUAUCCAGAAUCUUCUAAGUCCUCUUCCAUUCAAGAAAAAACAAUUAUCAAUGGCUUCUCCGAGUGUACAAGACCUUCUACCACCAUCUCUGGAUUCUACUUCCCAACCCCCAUCACUCUUUGAUGGAACUACCAGGUUGUAUAUCAAUUAUCAAUGCCCCUAUUCUCAACGUGUGUGGAUUACAAGGAAUGUUAAGGGUUUACAAGACAUGAUCAAGUUAGUUCCAAUUGAUCUUCAGAAUAGGCCUGAUUGGUACAAGGAAAAAGUUUACCCCAAAAAUAAGGUGCCUUCCCUAGAGCACAACAACAAAGUGACGGGAGAGAGUUUGGUUCUGGUUAAAUAUGUUGAUUGUAACUUUGAAGGACCAUCAUUCUUGCCGGAUGACCAGGAAAAGCAAAAAUUUGCUGAAGAAUUGAUAGCUUAUAGUGACACUACAUUCGUCCCGGAAGUAUACAGAUCGUUCGCAAAAGAUGCACGGACACUGGCUGGUGCACAAUUUGAUUACCUAGAAAAAGCUCUCCACAAAUUCGACGAUGGGCCUUUCUUCCUUGGUCAAUUCAGUCAGGUUGACAUAACAUAUGCUCCAUUUAUCGAAAGGUUCCAUGUUUUUAUGCCAGAGGGGUUUAACUAUGACAUCACAACCGGGAGGCCUAAGCUAGCCAAGUGGAUUGAGGAAAUGAACAAUCUUGACGGAUACAAGCAAACAAAAGUCUUGGAACAAGAGAAAAUGGUUGAGUACUACAAGAAUCGCUUUCUGCUGAAAGCUUGA
Molecule: messenger RNA, 858 nt
Organism: Solanum pennellii
Lineage: Eukaryota; Viridiplantae; Streptophyta; Magnoliopsida; Solanales; Solanaceae
Product: glutathione S-transferase L1-like
Exons: 10
Coding region: 1-858 (285 amino acids)
Molecular function (GO): glutathione transferase activity
Source: RefSeq, a predicted model, not a curated record